AUGUCUGGUGACGGUUCUGGUGGUGUUAGUAGUGGAACUCAAGUGGCUUUGGUUACCGGCGGCUAUGAUCACACUAUUAAGCUUUGGCAAGCACACAGUGGCGUGUGUUUACGUACUAUGCAGCAUCCUGAUUCGCAAGUCAAUGACUUGGAAAUCACACCAAAUGGUCAAAUGGUAGCAGCUUGUGGCUAUCAACACAUUAGGAUGUAUGAUUUGGCUAGUGCUAACCCAGAUCCUGUGAUGAACUUUGAAGCUAUAUCUAAAAAUGUUUCGAGAGUAGGCUUUCAAGAAAAUGGACAGUGGAUGUACACAGGAGGUGAAGAUUGCACAGCAAGGAUAUGGGAUCUGAGGGCAGGAAGACCAUUCCAGUGCCAGCGCAUCUUUCAGGUGCCAGCACCAGUCAACGCAGUGGUGCUUCAUCCUGACCAGUCACAGAUAAUGGUCGGGGGUCAAAGUGGUAUAAUACACAUGUGGGACUUGAAGACGGACCACAAUGAGCAACUGAUUCCAGAGGCUGAAGCAUCAAUCCAGGACAUCGCGAUCGACCCCGAAGGCAAGAUGAUGGCGGCUGUGAACAAUAAGGGCAACUGCUACGUGUGGUCGCUGGGUGGCUCUCCGCCGAGGCCAGUGCCCAGGAAACAUCUACAAGCGCAUAAAAAAUAUGCGCUGCGCUGCAAAUUUAGUCCAGAUUCCACCAUGCUGGUGACGACGUCGGGCGACUGCUCGGCGCGCGUGUGGCGCACCAGCGACUGGUCGCUGCUGCGCGAGCUGCGCCACGACACGCAGCGCUGGGUGUGGGACGCCGCCUUCAGCAUCGACUCGCGCUACCUCUUCACAGGCUCAUCAGAUAGCUAUGCGAGACUUUGGGAUCUUGAGAAGGGUACCCUUGAGCGAGAAUACUGCGGACAUCAGAAACCAAUAACGGCUUUAGCAUUUAGAGAUCAAGCUGUAUAG
Molecule: messenger RNA, 954 nt
Organism: Parnassius mnemosyne (clouded apollo)
Lineage: Eukaryota; Metazoa; Arthropoda; Insecta; Lepidoptera; Papilionidae
Source: the annotation of a GenBank genome assembly